CCGCUGUGUAUUGCUCUCUGUAGCUGGGGGAGUACCGCUUUAACAGUAGGGCGUAUCCGCUGUGUGGAAAUUAGGAAAUACGUUCAUGUUUGGAACAAGUCCCUCCUUUACUUUUAGUUUGACCACGGUCGGUCGUGACCAGAGGCUCCAACGACCACCUAUGAUAAACGUCUCCACCGAUCCCCCGGCUAGCAGCGGUCCCGUCCAUCAAUGGCUGAUAAAACCACCACUACGCCAGGCCAGACCGCAGAUAAUGGAGAAGGCGGCGAACCAGCAAGCGGGGCCAAACCGGACUACAUUGCUUUUGCCCUGGUGCCCACGUUCUUCCUUCUCGGCCUGUUGGGGGUGGUGAUCUGCCACGUGUUGAAGAGGAAGGGCUACCGGUGCACGACAGAGGCCCAGGAUGAUGAGGAGGAGUGUGAGGAAGAAGAGAGGGACCUUGAGCUGGGUACAGACAUGAAUGACACCCUCAGUGAAAACAAUGACACCGUGGGGCAGAUCGUCCAUUACAUCAUGAAGAAUGAAGCAAACUCUGACGCCCUGAAAGCCAUGGUUCAUGAAAACAGCAUUGAUUCUGAUGGUCCACCGCUCACCCCGACGUCUCCCGGCACCCCGACGCCUCCAAUGACCCCCGUAUCACCGGGUGCACCCCCGGGAGCCGCCAAGCACACCUGCAACCACCUGCACACCAUCGGCGGCAUGAGCGGCACCAAGAACAUCUGCACCCGCUGCAGCCAGAAGAAAUGGCCGCUGAUGAGGAGGCCGUCGGCCCGCAAGUCGGCGGAGCAGCGGCGCAGCCACCACGGAGAGGUCACGGUACUGGCUGUGGGCAGGUUCAGGGUGACAAAGUGUGAAAAGACCGCCCGGGAGCGGAGGACCCUGUUAAUAUCAGACUCCAACGGGAGCGUCCCCACGUCUCCUACGGAGUUGGAGCCCAAGAGUCGGACGACGUCGGAGUCCCAGCAGGAGCAGAGGGACAACUUGGACAAAGAGAAACGAUAGAAAUCCAGAUGUCCAAAGAGAAGGGAAAAGGAACAUCUGGACACUUUUGUAAAACCCAAACAAGAACAUUUGAACCAUCAGCAGAGGAGGAGCGAAGUCGACCCGGGAGUCGUCCCUCCACAUUCUCGCUCCGCAGGGAGCCAAAAGUGCUGCUGAUGACGAGGACGGCGGUGGGAGAGUGACGCGUGGAGUCACACUAGCCAGUUAUUUUUACAAGCAGGAGGGGAGGUACGGCGUUUCCUCCUGAAACCGAUCCACAAUAGUGCCUUGCUCAAGGGCGUUAAAGCAGGGCAGCUGCUCAGCGUCAAAGAAGCCUGACUCAUGGACGUGCUCCGUGAUGUAUGUACAUAUGUUUUUGUAUGAGGAGGGAUGGAGGAGUUUUUGCAUGUCACACGUUGGUUAAUUGAUAAAACUACGGCCCAGAAACAGGAAGCAGGAACCGCCUGAUAGAGGGGUCACCGAACCAGGAAGUGGACGAGUCCUGCGACGGCGUGAACACGACGAUUUAAGCGUGAUUAUCAGGUUUUUGUCCCGCUCCUCCAAACUGUAAUCUCCUGUCUUCGUGUUGAUCAUCCAGUCCGACCUCAUGUAGACGAGCGUGCAGCGUUCUGGGUCAAACAACAAAUUAGCCGCUCGCCCAGCGGCAGGAACAGCCAGUCCUCUCCAACUCUUCACUGCCAUGUUCCCCUCUCAGAAGUGCAUUAUUUAAUCUUUAAAGCUGCAUUAAAUGCUCGUCUAAAACGCAACACCGAUGUAGUAUCAGUCGCAGAUCACGUCGAGUCGUGUCUCCUCACACACACAUUCGCUCCUCUUUUCUCUUAGCUCUGUUUCGGUCUCCACCAAAUGCAAAACCAGCUUGUCCUGAUGACAAAUUCAAACCCAAAGCCAAAAAGGGAUGUUACAGAGUUUCAAAGUGUUUACAUGGGUUGCACCAUAUGGAUCUGCUUUCAGUUCAUACUCCUAACCAAUAACAACAUACUUCUCAUGGCCAAUACCGCUAAGUUGUCAUUUUUGUAUUUUAAAAAGAUCAUAUCCUGCAAUUUAUGAAAGGCUCAUACAGUGAGCAAAGGUUGUGGAUUUAAUAUUCCAUAGCUAAGAUUGGAUUUGUUGUAUUAAAUACUCUGGAUCAUCAUGUGAUGCUCUGGCCACUGUUUGCAUCAAAGCCGGCGGAUUCCCCCCCCCCCCCCCCCCCCCCCCACAGAACUCCUGUGAAACGUAUCGUGCAGAUUGAAAUCAUGUCGUCUUCCUCAGAAACUGUAGAAAAACAUCCACGUGGUCGACACUCGGCAGAUCUUCUUCCCUGUGCAGCAGUUUAAAUGUCAUGAGCGCGACAGCAGCUUCUUCUUCUCCCUCUGUGUUUAUCAGGGAAAGCAACUUUUAAAGGAAAAAGUUCACCCAAGAAUGAAAAUUUACAUGAAUUUGAUUUAAUAUAUUUUUUAAUUUGUCCUUUAAAAGGUGCACACCCGCACCUACUGUAUCGGCUUUGUGUUAUCAUCUAUUUAUAUUUUUUAACAAAAUUAUUGCAGAUGAUAAACAUUUCCCAUCAUCAGGGUACUCGUUUAUCCGUGCUGAUUUCUUGGCUCGAUACACAUCGUGCAUCCCUUUUUGCAGAGACUGCCUUAUGAAAACAUGCAUCUGCUGCAUUGUGGGAGAUGUAGGAUCCAGUGUUUUUUUUGGAGUUUGACCCAAAUUAAAGAUUUACAGUCGGCAUAUCUCACCCUUUGCUACCUUGAUUUUGAUCACCUUUUUUUAAUCAGUCUCUCAUGAGUCCUGCGACUUUGCGGAAGUGCGAUACAAAUCAUCCAAGGUCGUGCGUAAUCAUCGAAAUAUAUCACUUUCCCAAACCUUUGUGAUCAUUUUUUUUGUCCCCCUCCGGCGUUUGUGAAUGUCAUGUCAUUGUGCCUCAUUUUUAUUUUUAAAAAUAAUUUUGUUAUUCACACAUUCUGUUGUGUUUUUAUUGUUGUAAUGAAAAAUAAAGACUAACACAUAUCAAACAUUAA
This is a messenger RNA of Acanthopagrus latus (yellowfin seabream), 3002 nucleotides long. It is a transcript of the gene rell1, whose product is annotated as RELT like 1. Gene Ontology annotation, biological process: positive regulation of p38MAPK cascade. The record is from RefSeq and is a predicted model, not a curated record. The transcript is spliced from 8 exons. Gene Ontology annotation, cellular component: plasma membrane. Bases 211 to 1002 code for a protein of 263 amino acids. Lineage: Eukaryota; Metazoa; Chordata; Actinopteri; Spariformes; Sparidae.